Messenger RNA from Impatiens glandulifera, 2110 nucleotides. RefSeq names its product aspartyl protease family protein 2-like. The coding region runs from base 277 to 1875 and encodes 532 amino acids. Gene Ontology annotation, molecular function: aspartic-type endopeptidase activity. Lineage: Eukaryota; Viridiplantae; Streptophyta; Magnoliopsida; Ericales; Balsaminaceae. The transcript has a single exon. Gene Ontology annotation, biological process: proteolysis. The record is from RefSeq and is a predicted model, not a curated record.
GACCAAUCCAAUCCAAUUCAACGGGAAACCAAUCGAUCAAAAACCCAAUCUUUGACUUCCCUCUCAUCUUCUCUCUCUAGAGAUUCAAGCAGACAGCCAGCCACCAUUGAUGAACAUUUUUCCUCUUCUUUGAAUAUCCCUUUUCUUCAAACCCUUUCCAUUUUCUUUAUCCCCUUCUCUCGCCUUUUCUUGAUUCAUCAUUAGUUUAUUGCUUCUUUCUAUUCCUGAAUUACGUGAAACUUGCUUCCACUUUUAGCAGGAAUUCAGGAUCCUCCAAUGAUUUCCAGGUUCUUGGGCUACCUCGUACUCCUCCUGUUCCUGUUCGCGGCAAUGGAAUCCGCCGGCGGGACUUACACCCAGAAAUCCAACAUCUCUCAUCUCGCCGGAAUCGAAUUUCCGGAUCAUAUGAGUUUCAGUGGGGCAUCUGUUUCCGACUGCGGCCUCGCAGAAUCAAAUCCAGAGAAAUCUGAAUCUAACCCAGAUGGAAUCAAACAGGCUCCGUCAGUGAAGCUUCAAUUGAAUCACCGGCGACGGAAUCCAGAUAUGAAUCCUAAAGAUUCCGUUUUCGAGUCAACUUCUCGAGAUUUAGUCAGAAUUCAGACACUACACAAAAGGAUUGUAGAGAAGAAGAAUCAGAACAGUUCAUCAAGACAGAAGAAAUACAACUCUCCUCCAUCGCCGUCCUCUUCGCCGGAUUCCUCCAAAUCUGAAUUUUCCGGCCAGCUGAUGGCUACGCUAGAGUCAGGCGUAAGUCUCGGUUCCGGCGAAUAUUUCAUGGAUGUUUUCGUGGGUACACCUCCAAAACAUUUCUCAUUAAUUCUAGACACUGGUAGUGAUCUAAAUUGGAUUCAAUCUGUUCCUUGUCAUGAUUGUUUUGAACAAAACGGACCUCAUUAUAAUCCAAACGAAUCAUCUUCCUUCAAGAACAUAUCUUGUCAUGACCCACGUUGCCGUUUAGUUUCAUCCCCUGAUCCAGUACAACCCUGUAAAACAGAGAAUCAAACAUGCCCUUAUUACUACUGGUACGGUGAUAGUUCAAACACAACCGGCGAUUUCGCACUCGAAACCUUCACAGUAAAUCUCACAAACCCUGCCGGCGAAUCCAAAUCAACCCAAGUCAAAAACGUCAUGUUCGGCUCCGGCCAUUGGAAUCGAGGGCUUUUCCACGGCGCCGGUGGAUUAUUAGGGCUUGGAAGAGGUCCAUUAUCAUUCUCAUCUCAACUUCAAUCUCUUUACGGCCAUUCAUUUUCCUACUGUCUAGUUGACCGUAACAGUAAUUCAAGUGUCACAAGUAAACUCAUAUUCGGAGAAGAUAAGGAUAUUCUAAAACACCCACAAUUGAAUUAUACGAAAUUCGUGGGUGGAAAUGAAAACCCAGUUGAAACAUUCUACUACGUUGAAAUCAAAUCGAUAAAUGUCGGGGGAGAGACAUUGAAUAUACCGGAAAAGACGUGGGUUUUGUCGGCGGACGGCGGCGGUGGUACGAUCGUUGAUUCAGGAACGACACUUAGCUAUUUUGCAGAUCCGGCUUAUAGAAUUAUAAAAGAUGCGUUUAUAAAGAAGACGAAAGGUGGGUAUCCUUUGGUGAAUGAUUUUCCGAUAUUGGAUCCUUGUUUUAAUGUAAGUGGAGUUAAGGAAUUGGAUCUUCCAAGUUUUGCGAUCAAUUUUAGCGACGGAGCGGUUUGGAAUUUUCCGGUGGAGAAUUAUUUCGUGAAGUUGGAACCGGAGGAAGUUGUUUGUUUGGCGAUUUUGGGGACGACGACUCAUUCUUCAAUGUCUAUAAUUGGAAACUAUCAACAGCAGAAUUUCCAUGUUUUGUAUGAUACUAAGAAUUCUAGGUUAGGGUUUGCUCCGACCAGAUGCGCCGACGUUUGACCGACCGAAAAAAAAAAACAGUUUUGGUGUAAAAAAUGAUGGAACUUGGAAGGAUGGGAAUUUUUUUAUUUUAUUGAUGGUUUACCAAAAUGGAGGUAAAAUAAAAUUCAAAGUAUUAUCUAUUAUAAAAUUUCAUGUAUCAUUGUUGAUAGGAUUUUACUAAUGAAAUGUGAUCAUUUUUAACAUCUUGAAACAAUUUUUUUUUUUUUUAAUUAUGAUUUUCAGAGAAUUAAAG